UCUCAAACCAGGAGAAUCCAGGGUUGCAUGGAUCACCAUAAUCCACCCAAGGAGGAUUGCACGUUCUGAAAAUGGCAACCAUUAUUCCAAUUGACCCAAUCCCAUUUCCAUUUCAGAUUUUGUUUUCUUUCUUUUCAAAGUGGAAGGAAAUGAGAAAUCCAAAAUCAGAAUUUCGGACAUAAAACCAAACGCUCUUAACCACUAGAACUAAUCGUCCCAAUCAUUCAUGGGAGAGUUUGAGUGCAAAGAUGCAAACACUGAAAAUAUGGUUCAUAUGACGAUGGAUGACUUGGUCAAUUAAACAAGUGCGAGUCCCAGUCACGUCCACAAACAAUAAGAGAGUCCCAAGGCCUUUCCCUCCUCUCUUCUCCUCUCCACCACCCAAAAUAAUUCCAAACCUCACCACCCUUCUCAUUCCUCCUCUCAAAACCAAAAACUCGUUCCACUAAUCAAAAUUAGAAUCCCAAAAAUUCCAACAAAAAACCUCCUCCUCGCCACCAAAAACACAUUGAAAAAACAAAAAUUAAUUCAUGAUCCAAAAUUAUUAACAAUGCCAAGCAAGCUGAAGAAGGCAAUUGGGGCAGUGAAAGACCAAACGAGCAUAAGCCUUGCCAAGGUCUCCAACACCAGCUCCGCCAACCUCGAGGUCACCGUCCUCAAAGCCACCUCCCACGACGUGGUUCCCAUCGAAGACAAAUACGUCCAGGAAAUUCUCACGCUCAUUUCGUCAAACAAGUCGUACGCAUCCUCCUGCGCCCAGGCCAUCGCCAGGCGCAUCGGCAAAACCCGCGACUGGAUCGUCGCCCUCAAAUCCCUCAUGCUCGUCCUCCGCAUUUUCCAGGACGGCGACCCCUAUUUCCCGAUCGAGGUCCUCCACGCCAUGAAGCGCGGCGCCAAGAUCCUCAACCUCUCCAACUUCCGCGAUGACUCCAACUCCUGCCCCUGGGACUUCACCGCCUUCGUCCGCACCUUCGCGCUCUACCUCGACGAGCGCCUCGAUUGCUUCCUCACCGGGAAGCUCCAGCGGCGCUUCACGUACCAGCGCGACCAAGAAUACAACAGCAGUCGGAGGAGCCGCCGGUCGAACGACACCGUGGCGGUGGUUCGCGACAUGAAGCCGGCGAUGCUGCUGGACAGGAUUCACUACUGGCAAAAGCUGCUGGACCGGGCAAUGGGGACGACGCCGACGGGCCCCGCCAGGACGAACCGGUUAGUUCUGAUUUCUCUCUAUGCGAUCGUUCAGGAGACGUACGAUCUGUACCGGGACAUUUCGGACGGGCUGGCUCUGCUUUUGGAUAGCUUUUUUCAAUUGCAGUAUCAAUCUUGCGUGAACGCGUUUCAUGCCUGCGUGAAAGCCUCGAAGCAAUUCGAGGAGCUGUCGGCGUUUUACGGGACGUGCAAGAGCUUGGGUGUUGGUCGGACCUCUGAGUAUCCUAGCGUGCAGAAGAUCUCCGAGGAGCUUUUGGAGACGUUGCAGGAGUUUUUGAAGGACCAAGCUUCAUUUCCGAGUCGGUCGCCGCCGACCCAUUUGCUGGCCAAGGGUAGUAAGGAUAAAGGGUUGAGCUUGGAACAGAGUGAAUUUCCAUCUUCGGAGCAAUUCGAAACGGCGUCGGAGAAAGGUUCUGCGUUUAGUUCGGCCUGCACAUCGUUGGAGGAUUUGAUGAGCGUUUGUGAUCAGAAUGGCAAUGUGAGCCCGUCGUGGUCGGUGGAGCAAGAGUUUUAUAACUCGGAGGAGCAACCAGAGAAGCGGGCAGAGGAUGGUCUCGCCAGAAGAAGAAAUGAGAACGGAUCGAACCAAUCUUUGCCGGAAAGUUUCGAUCUUGUUUCCUUUGAUGGCUUCCCACCGCAACCGGAUCAGAUAAAGCAAGAAGAACUAGUAGGAGUUGAUGAUCAAGAGGGUGCAAAACAGGGCUGGGAGCUUGUUCUGUUUGAGUCUGCAAAUAAUCAAACACCAUUGCAAACAUCAUCACCAACUCCACCCAUUGAUUCAUCAAACUUGGACAGCUUGUUUCAAAACUCCUCAGUGCCCCAACACAAUUACAAUCCAUUUCUUGAUGACCCAAUACCAAUUGACAGCUUUGCAGCCUCUUCGAAUCCAAGCGCCAUCGCCAGCAAUGGCUUUGGAAAUCUCGGAGAAGACGACCUGUUUUCGUUCCCUUUCGCAAUGCUAGCAGUGGCACCAACAUUUCCCGAACAGAAUUUAAAAGAGACCACAAUAUUUGGCGCCAAUAAUUCAAAUGAGAGCGCAGAUGUCACAACAUUUUCCGCGCAGAAUUCAAAUAAUUCAACAAUGGCACUUGCAUUUAGUGCCCCAAGUCCAAAAGAGAGCGAAAUGUCACCAAGUUUCUGGCCACGGCUUGCAAAUGAGAGCACAACAAUGGCACCAGCAUUUUGUGCACAGAGCCAGAGAGAGAUGAGAAUAGCACCAACAUUUUGUGUACGGAGCACAAAUGAGGCUGGUGGACAAAGACCAAAAGAGAAUACAAUAUUAAUGCCACCACCAACAUUUCACGCACGGGAUACGAAUGGCCGCGCAAUAUCACCAACAUCCUGCGCCCAAAAUCCCCAAGAGAGCAGAAUGCCACCAAACUUUAACGAGAGCGUGGUGCCAACAUUUCGUGCGCAGAAUCGCAGUGACACGACCAUGGCGCCAACCUUUAGUGCGGUGGCUCGCGAUAAUGAGAGCGUGGUGCCAACAUUUCGCGCGCAGAAUCGCAGUGACACGACCAUGGCGCCAACAUCUUGGGCACAUAAUCGCAGUGACACGUCCAUGGCGCCAACCUUUAGUGCGGUGGCUCGCAAUAAUGAGAGCGUGGUGCCAACAUUUGGUGCAAGUAAUCGUAGUGACAUGGCCAUGGCGCCACCAACAUCUUGGGCACAUAAUCGCAGUGACACGGCCAUGGCGCCAACCUUUAGUGCGGUGGCUCGUGAUAAUGAGAGCGUGGUGCCAACAUUUGGUGCAAGUAAUCGUAGUGACAUGGCCAUGGCGCCAACAUCUUGGGCACAUAAUCACAGUGACACGGCCAUGGCGACAACCUUUCAGGCAGAUGAGCCUAACGAGUUCACUGCUGCACCGACUUUCUUUGCAAGAAGUGAAAUGAAGACAAGAGGAGCAUUGCCUAACGUAGAAAACAACGACCCGUUUGCGACGUUCUUCUCUAAGGUGACAACUCCUAGUGAACCUAUGUGUAAUGGAUUAGUGAAUCAGGAAAGCCUCUUGCAUCAACAGAGACUGUGGUUGGAACAGCAAAACAAGAUUAUUGCGAAGCAUAUGAGUUGAUUUGUUGUGCAUUAACUAGAUGUUGGGGUUUUUUUAAAGAUCAAAUGUAAUGGUCUUGUAAUUAAAAUUCCUUCUCUCUCUAAGCAAAGUUGGAAUGACAGUUGUGAGUUUAUGCACCAACAAUGAAACAUGGUAUGAUCCGGUGGAUGAAAAUCCGAUGAUUAAUUAUCAUGAUAUUCU
Messenger RNA from Prunus avium (sweet cherry), 3460 nucleotides. RefSeq lists its product as uncharacterized. Lineage: Eukaryota; Viridiplantae; Streptophyta; Magnoliopsida; Rosales; Rosaceae. Gene Ontology annotation, molecular function: phosphatidylinositol-4,5-bisphosphate binding; 1-phosphatidylinositol binding; clathrin heavy chain binding. Gene Ontology annotation, biological process: vesicle budding from membrane; clathrin coat assembly; clathrin-dependent endocytosis. The record is from RefSeq and is a predicted model, not a curated record. Gene Ontology annotation, cellular component: clathrin-coated pit; clathrin-coated vesicle.